AUGGCAUUGGCUUAUAGUUCUGUUACUUCAUCGAUUGAUGAAAUUAACAAAAACUUUCAGGAUAUAAACUUAGAUUCACAUCUAUUUUUAUCUGAUGAUCCUUUUCAUUUAAAAUCAUCUGAAGGCACUUACAUAAUAUUUUCACCACCGACAAACAGUUCUGGUGAUAUUUAUCAUACUCUUACUUAUUUAAUGUUAGCCAAACAUGAAAAGAAACAAUUACCAUUAAUUCAAUUAUCUUAUGAUGGAAAAGAAACGUUGGAAGAAACUGAAAGUCAAAUGAAUACAUACUCUCAAGUAAAACGUUGUCUUCGAUUUGCUGAACAUCUCGGUUUUAAAGACUCAUUUCUUCCUCCAAUUAAUUUUGGUGAAGAUAACAAGUAUCGACCAAACGCUCGUUAUGCCAAAGUGGUCGGUUAUUUGAAAAAACAUCAUAAUAAAAAUGAAAAUAUUUAUUAUUGCGAACAAAAACUAUUAACUACAUUAAUAUCUAACUAUUUUCUUACAUCUGGGCGAGAUAAAACUACAAAAAUUUUAAAUAAAUCAUAUGGAAAAUGGUCUGUUAAUGAAAAGGUUAAUAAUAAAAUUAAAAAAAAAGUUCAACAAGUAAUUCAAACUAUUAAAAUGAAGACUAGUUCAAAACCUUUAAUUAUUAUACAAUAUCGUUAUUCAUCAAAAGCUAAUGAUAAUCAAAACAUAGAUGAAAUUGAAAUUUUUAACAGAUUCAUAAAAUAUUUAAAUCAAAAAAAUUAUGCUACAUGGUAUUUAUUUGUUGAUUCAAGAGCUAAAAAAUCAAAGGGAAUUAGUAACAUUGACAAUAAAACAAAUUGUUUUCCAUAUGAAAUUGAGAAUCAUGAUUACGGAAAAUUAUUUCAUCUUGAAUUUCUUCUACAGAUAUUAAAAUUAAAAAAUGUUAAAGGUAUUAUUGGUAAUACAAGUGGUUGUCUUGAUCUAGCUGCAUUUGUGGGUCAUAAUGUUCUCAAUCUUCACCAAUCUAAUGAAAUGAAUUAUCAAUCAUAUCGAAUGUUUCUUCAAUCUUCAUUUCUUAUUGUCGAAGAUUUUAACGAAAAUGUUAUUGAAAAUAUUCUCAAAGACAAAAAAAAACAUUGGAUUGAUUUUACCGAUGAAAUUAUGAAUGAAUAUAUGCCUAUAGCAGCUGAUUGGAUCAAGAACAAAAAAAAUACACCCACAUUUCCGAAACAAAAAUUUGCAAAUUUUGAUGAUGAUAAGAUAAACAAUGCCGGCUUUGUUGACUUACAUCAAAUUCUAACAUGGAAAGAUGAUACUUUAUAUGCAACAUCCAUUCCAAUCUUCAAACACGUGCGCAAAAAAUUGCUUAAAUACAAUUAA
Messenger RNA from Rotaria sordida, 1350 nucleotides. The record is from the annotation of a GenBank genome assembly. NCBI's taxonomy places the organism in Eukaryota, Metazoa, Rotifera, Eurotatoria, Philodinida, Philodinidae.